AUGCGGAGGAUAGAGAGAAGAGAGGUGGCAGUCUCCCGUCUGGGUGGGCUCGCUCCAGAUCCAACGGCUGUCCUCGCGUCAAGGUUCGUGCGCUCCACUGAUCAAAAUGAAACACUGAGCCCCCAACUCCUCCGCGGCCGCCGCCGCCGCCCGAACCUAUCGAUGGCGCGCCGCCUCUUCUCCGCCGCGAGAGCCCUCGUCCCGCCCGUCCCUGCCCCUGCGCCGGCGCCCGUGCCCGCGUCCUCUUCCGCGGCCGCGGAAGCCGCGGCGUCGCUCCUGCCGCUGCUCCCGUGCAAGCGGCGCAAGAAGCUGCUGAAGAAGCUCAACAGCCCGCGCAUCGCGCCCAUCGAGCCCGAGGCCGACCGCCGUGUGCCGGCCCUCGACGCCGUCCUCGACCGCGACGCCGCCUUCCGCUUCCUCUCCCGCGCGCGGUCCUUCAUGGCCUCCCUCCCGCCCCCGCACCGCAUCCCCCUUGCCGAGGCCGGCAAGCUGUACCGCGAGCUCGGCUUCCCCCGCGGCCGCAGCGUCUCGCGCGCCGCCGCCCGGCACCCCUUGCUCUUCACCCGCACCACCGUGGGCUCCGUCCCGCACCUCGCGUUCACGCCGCUCAUGUGCUCGCUGCUCGAGGAGGAGCGCCGCGUCCACGAGGAGCUCCUCCCCGCGCGGGUGCUGGCCGUCCGCAAGCUCCUCAUGCUCACCGCCCACCGCCGCCUGCCCCUCGCGAAGCUCCACCACUGCCGCGCGGUGCUCGGCCUCCCCGACGACUUCCGGGACCGCGUCCGCGACUACCCCGACGACUUCCGCGUCGCCGUGGACCCCGACGGGCUCCACGUCCUCGAGCUGGCGCACUGGGACCCCGCGCUCGCCGUCAGCGCCCUGGAGCACGACUUCAUGGUGGACGAGCGCCGCGUCCGGCGCACGUUCCGCUUCUCAGUCCCGCACCGCCGGUCGAUGCCGCUGGACGGGGAGGAAGCCGAGCGCCUGGACGCGGCGACCACGUUCCCGCUGGUCUCGCCGUACACCAACGGCGCGCUGCUCCGGCCGUGGACGCCGGAGGCGGAGAAGUACCGCGUCGGGGUGGUGCACGAGUUCCUGAGCCUGACGCUGGAGAAGCGCGCGCUGAUACACCACGUGUUCGAGUUCAAGGAGGAGCUCGGGCUCACGCGGCACAUGUACCAGUCGCUGCGGAAGCAGACCCGCGCCUUCUACCUCGCCGGCACGGAGAUGAACUGGGCCGUGUUCCUCCGGGACGCGUACGACGACGACGGCGUGCUCAGGGACAAGGAUCCCCUCGUGCUCUUCAACGAGAAGCUGCAGGGCUACGCGUGCAUGACCGGGAUGGAUCCCCGGCGCAGCAUUGCCGAAUGCUGAUGGGUCAUAGCUCUGCGGCAGAGGCAGAGCUAGAUCGAUGCUGAAACUAAAUUUGCUUCAUUUGACCUUUGUCAUGUUAGUCUGUUCAUGUUCAGCUAGUUCAUACUUGUACUUGUAUUGGAUGUAAUUGGACGCCUUUUCUGUUGUACGAGUCAUCAUAUGCUAAAUCUUGAAAAUGCAAGUUUGAAUGGACGACGCUUAGCCGUCUGCCCGAUGUUA
Molecule: messenger RNA, 1590 nt
Organism: Hordeum vulgare subsp. vulgare (domesticated barley)
Lineage: Eukaryota; Viridiplantae; Streptophyta; Magnoliopsida; Poales; Poaceae
Product: protein WHAT'S THIS FACTOR 1, chloroplastic
Exons: 1
Coding region: 1-1371 (456 amino acids)
Molecular function (GO): RNA binding
Source: RefSeq, a predicted model, not a curated record